Messenger RNA from Branchiostoma belcheri (Belcher's lancelet), 2007 nucleotides. RefSeq lists its product as uncharacterized. The transcript has 2 exons. Bases 18 to 602 code for a protein of 194 amino acids. Lineage: Eukaryota; Metazoa; Chordata; Leptocardii; Amphioxiformes; Branchiostomatidae. The record is from RefSeq and is a predicted model, not a curated record.
CGUUUGUAGAAAUAAAUAUGGCGGCGGCCGCAUCAGCUGGCAAACAGACCGGCCAUCCGGCCUCGCCGGCUCCUACCGCCACCAAAACCCGAGUGAUCGCCGCCAGUCCACGGCUGGAGAAAAUUCUGACGGAAAACGGCGAGGAAAACAAGAGUGGAAGACAAAAUCUGACCAAGCAACUACCAGGUGCCAACGGUCCCGGCAACCGAUACGCGGACGUGACCCCCCAACCGUUUUCGAAGAAGUUGCUACUGCUCACGGAGGGGCACAAAUCCCGCUCAGAAAAGAAAUCCCGCUUACAGAAACUGGUCUUUGGUCGCAAAGGUAAGCUAGAUAUUCAUGUUAAAAAGCCAAACGGGACAGAAAGCAAAAAGGGCGGCCCAGGAUCCGAAAAAGUCGACGAUCCCACACCCCCUUCCGGUGUAUCGAAUCAUGAUGUAAACAAGGUCGAUAAAAUCAGUAAUGAGAAGGGGAAGGUUCCUGAAGUACCCAAUUCUUCCUCUGACUGUACAAAAGAGGAUGGCAUUUUUAUACUUCCAUCCAAACAGAAAGUUCCAUUCUACAACACAGGCAAAAGGGAAAGAAAGAGUGACCAGUACUGAGCAAGAUACCGAACUUUCUAGGCACAGACAUGUCAGCGAGUCAACUGUUUUGAGUGAGCCUCCAACUAUCAUAAUAGACUCGAAUCAGGACCUAAAGCCAUCUGGGAAAGCCAGGAAGGUUCUAGGCUAUGUGUCACCAUUACCCGAACCGUUUCCGAAGAAGGUUGACCAAUCAGAGAGAUCGGUAGAUGUUAGUGGCUUGGACGAGUCAACUUGGAGUCUGUCGCUUGAUGACAGUACGUUUAACAACAGCAGUGUGCUGAGCAAGAGCUUUCGGGAGAAGUUUAGCACGCCUGCAUCGGUGCGGAAGUUCGCUAGGAGUCAUCUGGCAAACAUUUUCGGCGUUACGCCUCGUAGCCACAGCAAGGGCACAGAUCGCAAGAGACCUGCCAUCGUGCACCUGCACAUCCCUUCAGACGUUGACGUCGAAGGGAAUGAGACUCAUAGCGAAGAAACAUCUUUUGUAAUCGCAGAAGCUUUGGAGAAAGUUGUUCCAAAGGAUAUCACAAAUGCUCCGCCAAAGUCAAAGAGAGGGUUGAAGUUCGAUGGCAAGGCAAACAAAGAGAUGGAAAGCUCCGACCAAAACAGGUGUGCAGGUGUCGUCCCCCAGAAAGAGAGCACUUUACGAGCACCAAAAGAAGUGGCGUCCUCUGAAGAAGGGCCUGUCACUCCGGCCAAUAGGGCUGUCAGGUCGCGACAUGUAAGUACACCCACUACACCACGUUCAGCAAGGCCAACAGGGAUCCCAACCCCUGUGAAGAAGAGAUCGCAAUCAGCAACCCCACAGAAGUCAAACACUCCAGGCACACCUGCUAAAAGGGAUGCCAAUCUGGUACAUUCAGGCAAUGCAACUACUGGGACCACUGAUGGGAGUGUAAAGAGUGGGAGGGUCCUCGGCAGUGCAACGGCAAGCCAGCACAGCACACCCAAGAAGGUGAGCAUUGCACCAUCCCUGAAACCUUCGCUUGCCAAUGGCAAGCCAAGGACCACAUCAAUAAGUAAGGGUCCCAAAAUUGGCCAAGCUACCAAGCCAGGACAACCUGUGAAGAAAGUAAGCCAGGAGUCAAAAGUUCGAAAGGAAAGUGGGAAAACAAAGCCUACACAGAGCCAAAUACAACCACCUGCAAAGCCACAGACAGAAAAACCAGCUACGCAUGCUAAGCGGCGGCCAAGGGCAGCAAGACCUAAAACAAUGGUCAUAAAUAGUAAAGAUAUUGUGGAUAUACCUUUGAGUAAAUCCAACUCACAGCCUGACCUCACAAUAGAAGGUACCAAUGGAACAGAUGCUAUCAUCGCCAAUAGCAAGCCAGCAAAAGAAGAGGAAUCCUCAUCUAGUGACACAAAGGAGAACAAAGUGUUAGAGCACCAAAAAGCCUCAAAGCCAGCUAAAAAGGAUUUGUUAAAA